Messenger RNA from Triticum aestivum (bread wheat), 1277 nucleotides. RefSeq names its product coiled-coil domain-containing protein 115. Bases 203 to 871 code for a protein of 222 amino acids. The transcript is spliced from 8 exons. NCBI's taxonomy places the organism in Eukaryota, Viridiplantae, Streptophyta, Magnoliopsida, Poales, Poaceae. Gene Ontology annotation, biological process: vacuolar proton-transporting V-type ATPase complex assembly. The record is from RefSeq and is a predicted model, not a curated record.
UCCGUAGGAAAAGCCUACACCGAUCUUUCUCCGCCCGCUACACCACAUGCCCGCACCUCCGGUGAUGGCCUAAUCAGAUCCCUUUCUCGCAGCAGAGCCGACGGCAGCAGGCGGAGGCAGGGUAGCUUGCCUACUCGCCGGCGCCGGGAUCCUGCUCUCCCCAACUCCCCAUCCCGGCCACUGGGUCUCAAGGUUCGGGCUCAUGGCGGCGGUGCCGCGGCACUUGGGACCCGAUCGUCGAGUGGAACAAGUGGAAGAUGCCACCAAUGCGGCGGCGGCGGAAGAACUUGGGGGAGACGACGAGGAGAUCCUGCGGUUCAUGGACUCGGCGGAUGGCUACCUCCUCCUCAUGGAUUCGCUUUCCGCCGCUCUUCGCCAGGGUUGGCUUGAUCUGGCAAGUGCUCGUCACUCGAUGGGCGCAUCACGUGUUUCGAGUGUGCUGUUCGAUCAUAAGGAGCAAUCUGCAGCCACUAGGCUGCAAGUGGAUUAUUCUGCAGAUUUGCGACCAUCAGAAUCAAAGCCUCAUUUUGCUCUGUCAAAGUGGUGCUUGCAAGAAGAAUCAAACUCCAGUGAUGUUGUCAGUGCACAAGAUAGUACUAAACCAAAACUAAGGUACCGAGGAUCAGAAGCUACCUCAGAUGGUAGCAAUGAAUCAGAUGCAACUACUGCAAAAUCUUCUACGGGCGUUGACAUUUGCAGCCAGGUUCAAACUGCAAGAUCAAAAGCAUUAUCAAUGUUCAGCGCAUUGGUGUCUCCAAAACUACGAACAACCCAAGUUUCCUUUGAAUCAGCACUUGAACAAAUUGUGGAGCUAGCGAAUUCAAGAUCAACCAUGCUCUCUAGCUUCUCACAGAUAAAGCGCAGAUCAUGAAUCGAUUGCCUGAUUUGAGUUGUAGGCGCCGAAGCUGGUGCGACCCGAUGCUCGCUUCUCCGCGGCCAUGCCGUCGCUCCUUGGCAGCACGAGGUUGCUGAUGGUCCUGACGAUCUGCCGCUUCAGCUGCCCCCUCUUCAGCGGGGGCCUCUUCUCCUUCGCGCUGCCGUAGUUGCUGAUGCCGCUGUUGCUGCUGUAGGAGUGCUCCAUGGCUCCACCACCUGUGUUGUCCUUCUUCUUCUUCUUCUUCUGAGUGUGUGUGUGUUGUGCUUGCUUCCUUGCUUAAUGUGAAGAGGACAUGAGACGGUGAAAAGUAUUUAUAGGCGAACUAAACCCUGUGCUCUGUCGAUUUUGGUGCCUCGCCACGCAUGUUAAUUUCUUUGGCGGAAUAUUUUGACCUCUUCCG